Suillus subaureus is the source of this 333-nucleotide messenger RNA. RefSeq lists its product as uncharacterized. The transcript has 4 exons. The record is from RefSeq and is a predicted model, not a curated record. Lineage: Eukaryota; Fungi; Basidiomycota; Agaricomycetes; Boletales; Suillaceae. The coding region runs from base 1 to 333 and encodes 110 amino acids.
AUGUCCCUGGCUUUUCUUCACAUGAUGACGAUCCGUUCCCUCGAUGCCCAUCCUACUCCCCUGAAAUUCGAGCUAACUCGUCCUCCUGCGAGCACUACGUAUGAACUCCAUCCAUCCACCUGUACUAAUCGUAGGCGCUGGGCCAACAAGUCUGGUAGCAGCAUCCUAGUUUGCAUCAUCGAUGAAGGUCCUAAUCCUCGUAUCGGACAGCGUGGUCCCGGAAUUUGGCUUGAGCUCAUAUUUUUGGGUGAGACUGGAGACGAUAUCCGGGGUUUUGCCGGUGAUAUUCAUCCAAAGGUAUUGGUAUUGAUAGAGCGUGGCACCGAAUUGUAA